This is a messenger RNA of Acanthochromis polyacanthus (spiny chromis), 3913 nucleotides long. RefSeq names its product probable serine carboxypeptidase CPVL. NCBI's taxonomy places the organism in Eukaryota, Metazoa, Chordata, Actinopteri, Pomacentridae. Gene Ontology annotation, biological process: proteolysis. The coding region runs from base 1686 to 3128 and encodes 480 amino acids. Gene Ontology annotation, molecular function: serine-type carboxypeptidase activity. The record is from RefSeq and is a predicted model, not a curated record. The transcript has 13 exons.
UUAGAAGGUAUUUGCCAAAUUGUGUGAUGGAUUGAAUAACAGAGGUGAAAACACACAAUGCAGCUUUAUUUGUACAUUGUUUGAACUGUGGGAACUUUUGAGGAAACUUGAUUUUGGGGUGUGUUGGUUUGACUGACAGGUGUCUCAGCCUAUCAGAGUCCGGUCUGCCACCUUUCACAUCCACUUUACAUCAGCUCCACACAGAUUUCAUCCUGGCCAUUAUCCUCCAGCUUCCAGGUGGCAGUGUGAAGCAAAUCCUAAACCGCCAAUGUGUCCCACUUUUUAUGCCGUCUAAUUAUAUCAGGCGAACAGCAGGUGGCAAAAAAAACAGCCAGGCACUAUUUUUGUAAACAAACUGAAGGAAGAAUUUUAACACUUAAGGCUGAAACAAGAAAUAAUAAGAUGUGUUCCUACCAUGGAUGUAUUCAGAGAAUCCAUCUCAGUACAUACACGGUGCUAAUGUUAAACCGCGAUCACAACUCCAACAUUUAAUCAAUAAUCAGUUUUUAUGGAAAUGGAAAAGUAGUCAGUUAAUUCAUGAAUAUUCUCCAUUUAUUUGUUUUGUGUCUGUCACCAUCACCACAGCAAUAAAUUGCCACUUUUUCCAGCUGCAUCAUGUCAACACAGCACUGAAGAAUUAAAUGGUUUUAGCAUUUAUUAGUAUUAUUUGAGGAUUUUCUUGACUUUUUGCUGUGUAAAUCUACACGACAGUUUAAAAAUUCAAGGAACUGGUGUAAAAAAAAAAAGUACUAUUUGGUACCACAUGGGUCAUGAGAAGAGCUACAUUUAUUCUCAAACUGUGCUUACUAACCAUUGACUGUAUACUAGAAAAGCACUCAGAGAGUGCAGACCUCCGCCAAGGAUAGAGAGGAAAACAGGAAACUCAUGCAGUAAAGGAUCAUGAGCUGGAGUCAAACCUGCAUCUCUGACACGGUUCUGUUUACAAAUCACCUUCUUAACCAGUUGAGCUAUCUGGACACCUUGCUCCAAUUUGUUGGACGACAUACUAACCUAUGAUGUUUAUGUCAUAUUUUGGACCACAUACUAAAACAUACUAAAAAAAUUCAAAGUGAUCCAGAAUCCAGGAUCCUUUCCCGAUUGCCACCAAAAUUAAAUCAGCUCUUCCUCUUACCAUAGUCUACAUCCCCUCAAAAUUUCAUCUGAAUCUGCCCAGGCGUUUUUGAGUUAUCUUGCUAACAGACAGACAGACACACACACAAAUGCCGGGUGUCACAUAACCUCCUUGGCGGAGGUAGAUGAACAACACAAGUACCAGUCAUUCAUCUUUUAAACAUUUUUUGUUUUGUUUUUUGGACCCUUUGGACCCAAUGCAGUGAUCUACAAUGCUAAUGAUGAACUGCCGUUUCUGUAUCCAAUUGGCAAUGUCAAAGUGUCAGUGCAAUUGUUGAGAAUAAAUUACAACCAAAGAGACAAAAAAAUAAAAAGCGUAUAUUGUUAUUAGGUCUUAUAUUGUUUCCUGCAAGACAGAGCUCAGGGCUCUUAAUCCAAAGUGUCAAACACAACCAGUGGUCCAGUGAGUCACAUGACCAAAUCAGAUCUGAUCAUGUGACUCAGUCUGAUUGUGUUCACCUGUUUAAAAUCAGUCCAUCUGGUUGGGGCCUCAGAUUGUUUCUCUAUGUUUGGAGGCUGAAACUUGGUCCAAUUCCACAGAACCAACAGUAAAGAUGAGGUUGUUGCAGGAAACUGUGGUUCUCCUGUUACUGUGGAACUGCCUGGAAUCUGCACACUCCAGGAGCUGUUCCAUGCUCUUCUGCAGGAAAUCUCAUUCUGUCAGCAGCCCUGAUGGAGUGGAUCUGGGCUCCCCUCUGUUCCUCACCCCCUAUCUGGAGAAAGGAGCCAUAGAUGAAGCCAGGAAGCUGAGUCUGGUGGGAGAACUACCUGGAGCUAAUGUCAAGAGUUACUCCGGAUACCUGACAGUGAACAAAAAAUACAACAGCAACCUCUUCUUCUGGUUCUUCCCUGCACUCAUGGCAGGCCAUGAGAAAGCUCCAGUCCUGCUGUGGCUGCAAGGCGGCCCUGGUCUAACCUCCUUGUUUGGUCUGUUUGUGGAACAUGGGCCGUAUGUGGCGUUCAAGAACCUGACUGUUGGGUUGAGAGAUUAUUCCUGGACGACCAAAUAUUCGGUUUUAUACAUCGACAAUCCAGUUGGGACAGGUUUCAGCUUCACAGAUGAUGACAGAGGUUUUGCUCGGAACCAGGAUGAUGUUGGCAGAGAUCUGUACAGUGCUUUGACACAGUUCUUCCAGAUCUUUCCUGAAUAUCAGUCCAAUGACUUCUAUGCAACUGGAGAGUCGUAUGCAGGGAAAUACGUUCCUGCCAUUUCUUACUACAUCCAUAAAAACAACCCCACUGCCAAGGUGAAAAUCAACUUGAAGGGGAUGGCUAUUGGGGAUGGACUCUGUGAUCCAGAAAUGAUGAUAGGCGACUAUGGAGAGUUCCUGUAUCAAAUAGGACUCCUAGAUGAACUCCAGAGGCAGUAUGUUGACAAGCAGACGGAUUUGAGCGUUCAGCUCAUCCAGCAGCAGAAGUGGGUGGAGGCUUUUCAGGUUAUUGAUACAUUGCUGAAAGGUGACUUGUGGCAUUAUCCCUCCUUCCUUGAAAACGCUACAGGCUGCACCCGCUACAUUUACUACAACUACAUGUCAUGUCAGGCACCUGAGGACUUUAAGUACUUUGUCCCAUUUGUGACCCUGCCGGAGGUGCGACGAUCCAUCCACGUGGGCAACCUGACAUUGCACGAUAAGUCGAAGGUGGAGAAGCACCUCAUUCAGGAUAUCAUGAAGAGCGUCAAGCCGUGGCUGGGAGUACUGAUGGACAACUACAGGGUCUUGAUGUACAGCGGUCAGCUGGAUAUAAUCGUAGCUGCCCCUCUGACUGAGAGGUUCCUGCCUACCGUUAACUGGACCGGUGCUGCCGAGUACAAAACAGCCCCUCGGUUCCACUGGAAGGUUCAGCCUGAAGACACGGAGGUGGCCGGUUAUGUCAGACAAGUUGGAGAGUUUUACCAGGUGAUCAUUCGAGGAGGAGGACACAUUCUGCCUUAUGACCAACCAGCCAGGUCCUUUGAUAUGAUCGACAGAUUCUUGUCUACGCAGGGCUGGGUAUGAGAGGUACCGGUGCUGAGACACAGCCGAGAAAAGCACCUUGAUUUUUAAAGAAACACUGAUCAUUGAUUUUUAAAGACUGCUGAUUGUCAGAAACCAUGCAAAUCAGCAUGUCAUUUUAUAUCCAAUUAUAUAAAAACUUAAUCUCAAAUCAACAACUUUUAAAAACAAUUUUUACUCAACAAUGUCUGUUUUUUCUCACUUUAUUAGCAUGAAUAUUUAAAGAUAUUUGAAAUUCCAGCUUGAUAUAGAAAAUAUUUUCAAAGAACUUUUAUAAAAAUUGCUUCUCAACCCCCUUUUAGCAUGUUUGUUUUCGUUUUUGCAGAAUUAAUAGAAUGAUUAUUAACUGUGCAUUUCUUCUUAGUUUGUCCAAACAUAACCUCACAUUUGCAGCCCCAUACAAUGUUGGGUAAUUUACAGUUAAAAACAAUUAAUAAAUCCUUUAACAGAAAACAUUUUUUUGAAAAUUUUAUUAUUUUGGUUUAAAAGUUCCAAGCAAAUCAGAGGUAGUCAUGCAGAAGAUGGAAUUGACUUUCUCCUGACUCUUGGAAUCUUUUAAAUCUAUUAAAGUUCUCUCAUUUUUAGGAUUCAUUUCAUGUUGUUGUUUUUGGAGUAUUGUGUUGUAUUCAAUCAGUACAUGCUUUAAGAUGAAAUGUUCACUUAACUGUGUCAAAUAAUCUAAGUUUGAAAUGACAAUUUUACUCCUGAAAUGUUUACAUAUGGGGGGGGGGCAAUUUUUCACUGCUCUGUAAAUCCUUGAAAUUAGAAAAAUGGCUUGAAAUAAAGAU